UUGUUCUAUCUACGUGACUUUACCGAAAGACCCAAGGAAUAUGAAUCUACGCAGAUAGCCCAUCAAGUAACGUACACGUUGCAUUGCUUCCUGCAGGCACCUCGUGCCCUUUAGGUGAUUGACUCAAACCCAUCAUGGCUACUUCUCUCUGCCUGAUCCACCAACCUCACCUCCAAGUUAAUGGGUUAUAGACAUGCACCACCACACCCGGCCAUCGUCUGAGCCAUUGAUUGAUUGAUGUGCCUUAUUUAAUCAGGUGGGGGUGGGGCCCUCUGAGAUUCAUUAUCUCUUUUGCACGGAGGGUCCAUUGGGGGACUGCAGUUACGUAGCAACAGCUGCUAAUAAUUUUUUUUGUCCAGAUAUUUAAUUUAGCCGUGGGUGAUUUUUUUUUCAAAGUUAGGAUUUUUGGGGCGUGACAUCUGUUGCAAAGAGAGAUAAUGUCACGAGGUUUUUUUUUUCAACGUCCGCUUUAACAAUGAAUGUAUGGCGUGCUUUGGUAAUUUUCGGGGCUGUAAUUACGUGGCGGCGGUGGGGAUUGACCCCCACAGUUUCUACGUAAACUGACCCAGCGGUGGGGUAUGCAGACCACUAAUCUGCCUGCUGUCCAAUGCAAUUUAUAAGCGUAGUUGCUAAUGUAUUACAGCUACAGCGGUUUGUCAAUUAGUGGUUUUAUUUAAUUUAUAUUAAGAGAAAGACGUACUCACAUUUCUGUUGAUGAGAUCACAGUGAAAAUUAGCAUGUAAAACUACCCAGCCAGACUUGGGAGGUGCUCAUUUUUUCAGAGAAAUAUCUCAAGCCGGAGUGGACAUUCCACACUCCAGUGACGGGAGCCGGUCUCUCCGCACGGUGAUCCUAAGGUUGCCAAUCCAGGAGGGUUGCUGAGCUGAGUUGGAUAUCCUGACCAGGGUGUUAACUUUACGACUUUUUAACCGUGAGAGAGGCGCACGCAUUAACCACGGAGACACCCGGCUGGAUUUGACCCAGUUAAAGUCAGCCAAUGCCAACUCAAUCGUAUACAAUGAUAAUCCAACACGGGGUGGUGUGGUUUCCGCUCCUUGUAAACAACAUAUCCACAGCAGCUUUUCAUUCAGCUUAGAGCUGAGUACAGCGUAGCGAAGGUCCCGAUGCACACUCGCAACAACGACAACAACAACAGCCCCAGCAGCAAGGAAAUCCACAUUGGGUUUUUUUUUUACACAAUGCCGUGUUUUGAAGUGACGAUGAGGCCAGGGGCAGGCACGCUGUGCAUGGCAUGGGCUAACUGCAACGCCGUGCGAUCACGUGAGGCACCGCUGUCAGCGGAGCCUCUUCGCCCUCGCUCAAAGUAACCGCCGUGUGGUUUGUUUAUUGCACUGAAAGCGGUAAAGAGGCGGCUCUGUAAAGCAUCCUCGUGACUUCCAUUGCCAUAUUCUAACAACCAAUCCAAUGAAUGUGACCUUAUUUGCUUUAAAUGACACCAGUUUCGGCAUUUUCUUUGGCAGGAAGCGAAGUAUUUAGUCUUAACGCCGCAUUCCAAUUUCUGCUCCACAAUGCCCAGCGCAUGCGGACACGCGUGUUGUGUCAGUAACUUGCAAACGAAAAACUGGAGCAGUCCUCGUGCUCAUAGCCACACUGUCAUGUUUCGUUUUUACAGGAGGACAAAGUGAGCUGCCUCCCUUUUGAAGAGGAGAUUUCAUGAAAGCAAAGCCGUCCAAAUGCUGUCGGUGCAGUCAGACGGGAAGCCCAAGGGCUGCGCAGGGUGCAACCGCAAGAUCAAGGACCGCUACCUGCUCAAGGCGCUGGACAAGUACUGGCACGAGGACUGCCUGAAGUGCGCCUGCUGCGACUGCCGCCUGGGCGAGGUCGGCUCCACGCUCUACACGCGCGCCAACCUCAUCCUGUGCCGCAGGGACUACCUGAGGCUGUUCGGCGUGACGGGCAACUGCGCCGCCUGCAGCAAGCUCAUCCCGGCCUUCGAGAUGGUGAUGAGGGCCCGGGACAACGUCUACCACCUAGACUGCUUCGCCUGCCAGCUCUGCAACCACAGGUUCUGCGUGGGAGACAAGUUCUUCCUGAAGAACAACAUGAUCCUAUGUCAGAUGGACUAUGAGGAAGGGGCCAUGAAGGAGAACUACCAAUCCCAGGUUCGCUAGGGCCCGCGGACGGGCCCCGCCCGGCGAGAGGCGCUGGCCCCUCGCCGCCCCCUCGCUGCCCUCGGCACCGGGCGCUGCCACCGCUGCCACCAGCUGUGGUGGCAGCCACGAGCAGAAGGCUGUGGACGUUGUGGGGACGACAAUGGCCUGCAUGGCGGCUGGACAAUGGGGGCGGGGAUGCAAAGAGUUGUGGGGGGAGAUGAUUGGCGAAAGGAAGGUGGUGUGGGUGGCAGUUAAGGCAAAGGAUAGUUGGCGAGGGAGGAGGUGAUGAUGGUCGUGGUGGUGAAAAGGACAAUUGACACUGUUGUGUCUCAUGGAUGGCAGCAGGCGAGGUUGGGAUGCGAGUGCAGAAUGAACGAGGGAUUGAACGAACUCUGGAGUUCCGAAGCGACGCGCGUUACGGAAUCGUAAGGCGCCAACUGCGACGAUUUCGAAGAUGUGUAAAUCAAACAAACAAACACUGUUAAGCAAAAAUUUUAUUUACGGGGACGACGGUGAUGAUAACGAUGAAAUGUUUCCGCGUUUUCAAAAGCUUCGCAGAAUUUUUUUUCGCGAUAAAAAAACGUACAGUGACCACUAAGCUCUCCUGCUGCAUAAACAAUAAACGAAAAUGGAUUUUUGCGCUUUGUGAUUCGCAAAGGGGAGGGAAUUUCGGAAACGACCAAAUUUGUUAUUUUAAGCAACUUCGCGUUGAGUUCAGCAACAUGGUGGAGGACAAGAGUAGGUGGAGAGGUUGGGAGCUUUGUAAUUUACUGGGGAUUUGUUACAAAAAAGACACGGCACAUGGGAACUGUUUUAAACGUUUUUGUAUUUGCAAUGCACCCAAAAUCCACAAACCUUUUACCCCCCCCCCCCCAUUUAAGGAGUAAAACUAAACAGUCAUAGGAACGUUUCUGUUUUCCCUUUAGGGACGGGGUUUGCACGAAAGCAAUCUCCUUGCACCCACUGCAUUUUUCCUGCACAUUUUUUUUGGGGGCGUUCACCACGUUUAAAAAAAACCACACUGGAAUGAAAAUAAAACAGACGGGGGGGGGGGGGAGGGAAAAAUGCGUAAAUUUUUUUAUUUGGCAGGGCUGGGUAUCUUUUGUUCGAUGCACUGCUUAAUUAAUACUGUGCUGUGAUUAAAAUUGUAAUACCUACUGUAGAUGUAAUAUAACCAGAUUAUUGUUAAAUACGAGCAUUCUAAAAUAGUGUUAAUAGCUGCUGGUGGUAUAUAUCUUUAUACGUUGUUACUGCUUGGUCACGUGUGUCUGUGUAGAAGGGUUUUCCCCCCACGAAAUUGGUCAGGAAUACAAAGUCGCUCUCUCCCGUGCAUUACUGAGCUAUUUGUUCAUACCCAAGUCCCAUUUGUUAAUCCUGUGGUAAUUCCAGCCUUGACAAUCCACAAGGCGAGCACGAACAACUUCUCACCGGGUGUUGCAGCCUCACCGAGUAGCGUUCACUUUACCCGUCAUCAUGACGACAUUCCACAUUUCCAUGCCAAGGUCCAGUCUAUCCAUAGCACGGCCACUGUUAACUUCCUACAGAGAGUGGUCCUCGUGUUAUCGAUGCUGGGGGGGGGGGGGGGGGGGGGGGGCGAUGGAGCUCGCAAAUUUCCAACAGCGAGCAAACGGUUCCAAUCGCAGCACCCCACUCCCUAGCCAGAUAUGACUAAUUCAUCAUCAUCAUCAUCGUUGGUCUUGUUUUAUGAUCCUGCGGCUUGAUAAAUCCACCAAGCUCCAUCGACAGGAACCGAGUUCACCGCCACCGCUGCUUCUCCACAAACAUCGGGCCCCGUGAGCGAACGUUGCCCACACUGUGGCACCAGAGCAAGUUUUCACACGUGUCCUUCACAAAAUUGGGCAUCAAAGUGUGGCAAAACAUUCAGUUUGUAAGAUUCCUAUUUCGGUGUUUGUUUUCACAAAUUUUAAGCCGAUGAACACGGAGGGUAAUUCUCACUUAUUACGAGUGUCACUGACCAGUCCUGUCGGCUUGUUUUUGUUUUGUGGGUGGGUUUGUGUGUGUGUGUGUGCACGGCUGAGUACUUUUCUUUUUAAAAAGACAAUUUUUGUGUUAAUACUUUUUGAAAUUGAAAUAAUUGCAUUCAUAAUAACGUACUGCAGUCCAGUAAAAGUGUACCUUGUGUUACUGUUGCGUGGAGAGAGUUGGAUGAAUCUAUCUUAAGGAGACUUUGGAAUAUUGUUACAUAAUUAGUUUUCUGAACAAGACAAGUAAAAAAAUAAGUUUUUAAACUGCCAAGCCAUUAUAAUAAUGCACAUUGUGCAAUUAAUGCGCAGUAGGUUCUUAUAUCUUAAUGCCAAAUUAUAAAGCGAGCCUCAUUUUGUUUUUGAGCACUUUUGUGAAUGGGUCGUAAUUACUCUGUUAGCAUUUUAGCGGCUUCUGAAAAUUUUGUUGGUUGUUUUUGGUAUUAAAUCACAAAUCAGAACAUUCCUGAGAACAAUCUUGCGCACAAACCUGUAAUGCCUGCAAAAGAGCGGCGCUAUUUAUUUUCACAUUUUAUCUUUAACAAAAAUAAGUUGAUUGAAAAGUCAACUUGUUUUAACGUGCGGCUGAUUCUCAAUCCCCGAUUUCUAACGGAGCCCAUCAAAACACGUGUGCCGUGACGGCGAGGACGAUUGCAUUGCUCAAUGAACGUUUUGGCCGUAAUUUGCAUUGUGCCACAUCAGGACUUUUUUUUUGUUUGCAGUGAAUUUGUUUUGAGGAACAGAUCUGAUAAAAAAAACUACUGUCCGGUGGAUUAAGAAAGUGAAAAACAUUUGAUAAAAAAACCGAUACAAAAAAAACAAGAAAAUCAACCGAUACAUUUCUUAUUUGCACUUGAGAAUUUAAAAUUGCAUUUACUUAGCGAACGAUUUUGUCCAGAUAAGAGAUGCGGGCCAAGGCUCUUCAGUAUUACAAUGCAGGGAUUCACGUGAACGGUUCGUGUUGUCUUAAGCUAUUUAAUCAUAUUAAAGAUGUAAAGCCACUUGGAGUAUGAGCCACCUAAAAAAACAAUUCUACGUCGUGGAAAAAUGUGAAAAGCUGCAAGUGGCUCAAGUGACAGAUUUACUAUACAUUUCAUUACCCGUGCUCAGUCCACUGCUGGAUAUAAACCUGCAAGUCACUAUCAAACUCUGAUCUCAAUUUGUCCCAGUUUUUCACGAAUCCAUCUCCUUUGUGUGGCUGUGCUGCGCGCGUUUUCUCUUUUGUUGCCCAAUGCCACACACCGACCAGAGGCCCUACCCUACCCAGUCUCAUGGUUUUUUCCUAAUAAUGACGGCGAUGACCAAAAUGUAUUUCUUCAUGUCCAGUUCAAAUGUAUCAAUGUCACUUCAUGCUGGUUGUUGAUUUCCCCUCUUUUAAUUAACAGUAAACCAUCAGGAUAGUGGUUUGAGGUUGAGUUAUAUAUAUAUUAAAAUAAACAACAUACCAAGGUGAACGCUAAUGCACAA
This is a messenger RNA of Petromyzon marinus (sea lamprey), 5563 nucleotides long. RefSeq names its product LIM domain only protein 3. Gene Ontology annotation, biological process: positive regulation of transcription by RNA polymerase II. NCBI's taxonomy places the organism in Eukaryota, Metazoa, Chordata, Hyperoartia, Petromyzontiformes, Petromyzontidae. Gene Ontology annotation, molecular function: transcription coactivator activity; DNA-binding transcription factor binding. Gene Ontology annotation, cellular component: nucleus. The record is from RefSeq and is a predicted model, not a curated record.